UAUCGUUAAUUUUUUUUUAUUGACUUUAUAGAAAUUGUAGUUACAAAGUCGUAUUGAAAAUGAUUUAAGUUUUGUUAUACGAAAAGAAAAUAUGAUUUAUAGUCUGGUAUUUAUAGUUUCAUUACAGAUUAUUGUAAUCAAUUCCUAUCUACAUGAAAAGCCUCUUCACAAUACAUUAUGGAGUGAAAGGUGCAAAAAGCGUGAUGUAGUCUUGAAUGACUGUAACUGGUGUCGGUGUAAUGAAAGACAGAGGUACAAUUGCCAGGCCAGAGUUUGUGAUGAGAUCGACAUGUUCGGACACUUCAAAGAUGCCAUUCAAGCGAUAGACGUGGGCAUGGAAGGUCAUGGAGUAUGGAGGUCCUCACCGACUUCCUGUUCUCCUGGUAUCCACUACCGACGGGGAGCAAUGUUGUGCGUUUGUAAAGAGGACGGGAACUGGCCUAAUCCCGUCUGCAGAGAUAUUUUUCGUGUUCUACACUCAGUUGAACAUACUGCCUUAACUCACCCCACAUCAAACUAUACUUGUCUUCCCACCAAGCUCUAUGUUGUAGGAUGCAAUGUGUGUUUUUGCCCCUCAAGUGGAUAUUUAGAUCCAAAUUUAUGUACCCAAAACCAUUGUCACAAAGAUGACCCCAUAUUAAAAGCCAAUACUACUAAUAUAGCUCGAACUGAUGAUUUAGAUGAUGAAAAUCUAGAAAUAUAUGCGUCUUGUACUCCAAAUGAAAUGUACACUAUAGGUUGCAUGUCCUGCAAAUGUUUGAAGAACAAUAGGCUUAUUUGCGAAAGCUGUUCUAAAAAUAAAAAGACACUUCUAGUUCAUAAAGAAUCCGAUAACGAAUGCCAUGCUAAAGGAACUGAUGUUGUUUUUGAAACUAAUUGUAACCUUUGCUAUUGCGAUAAGAAUGAAAGAAAAAUAUGCACUGUUCGCAAAUGUAUUAAAGAUCGGCCAAAAUUAGAUAAUUAUAAAAAUAAAGGUAAGUUUGUGCUAACAUCAUCACCUGUAGAUGAUGAAGACUGCACACCAGGGACUAAAUUUUAUAAAGAUUGUAAUGAGUGUCAAUGCAUCAAACUAAGAAAUGGUAAAAAGCUCGUACGAUGUACUAAAAAAAUGUGUAGUAACACAUCGUCCAUAAAUAUCAUAAAAUCCGAUUGUGUUUUGAACUCCGCUUAUGAACUUAAGUGUAUGGUCUGCCAUUGCCGAGAAGAGAAUGGAGAGAAGGUGCAGACUUGUUAUACGAAAGCAUCAUGUACUGACAAAAAGCCCUUAAGUGCCUCAACACUAAGUGGUUACUGUGUACCGUUUAGAACAUACAUUGACGAUUGUAAUCGUUGUCGUUGCCUUAGCGACGGUGAUACUCUCUUAUGUGCUACUCACAAAUGUGUAAAAAAAGAUGCGGUUUCAGUGGAAGUUGUACCAAUUAAGAGGAGUCAAAGAGAUAUUUGUCCAAAAGGCGAGUCAUUUAGACUUAAAUGUAAUAUAUGUUUUUGUUUAUCGAAUAGUAACGCUGUGUGCACUACUGCUGAAUGUUACAAAAAUUCGUUCAAAAUAAAGCCUAUUAUACAUUGAA
Molecule: messenger RNA, 1568 nt
Organism: Pieris brassicae (large cabbage white)
Lineage: Eukaryota; Metazoa; Arthropoda; Insecta; Lepidoptera; Pieridae
Exons: 3
Coding region: 92-1567 (491 amino acids)
Molecular function (GO): peptidase inhibitor activity
Source: RefSeq, a predicted model, not a curated record